CGCUUGUUUAUCGUUCUCAAGUUUUGUCAUCAUUAGCGCUUAAUAACAACAACAAGAAUGCCUUCACAAGCUGAACUCAAGGAAAUAUUUCUAUUGUAUGAUGAGGAAUUAGAUGGUAAAAUUGAUGGUACACAAAUUGGUGAUGUGGUACGAGCAGCAGGUCUUAAGCCAACUAAUGCAAUGGUUGUUAAAGCAAGUGGAAAUGAAUAUAAACGAAAGGGUGAAAAACGUUUAACAUUUGAAGAAUGGAUGCCAAUUUAUGAGCAAUUAAGCAAAGAGAAGGAACAAGGAACGUUCCAGGAUUUUGUCGAAGGGUUGAAAGUUUUCGAUAAGGAAGAAUCAGGAAAGAUUAUGGCAGCAGAAUUAAGGCAUGUGUUGAUGGCAUUAGGUGAGCGUUUGUCAGCUGAAGAAGCGGAUGAAAUACUGAAAGGUUCGGAAGAUGCGGAAGGAAUGGUUACCUAUGAAGCAUUCGUCAAAAAGGUACUAGCUGGACCGUUUCCGGAGGAAUGAAUUGGUAUUGGUGAUUGCUGAAUGAAACAAAGUAUUACUGUACUUCAAUCAGUAAACAGAAGACUUGAUCUUUAAUCAAUUUCAUUCAUUCAUCAAUUUUCUUCUAAAAAUUUCGACUAAAUUCAGAUUAAUUCUGUCAAUUCUUACUUUCUUUUCUUUCUUUUUUUUUUGCAUUAAAUAAAGCUAAAAAA
Messenger RNA from Loa loa (African eye worm), 701 nucleotides. RefSeq names its product myosin. Gene Ontology annotation, molecular function: calcium ion binding. Gene Ontology annotation, cellular component: muscle myosin complex. Bases 58 to 510 code for a protein of 150 amino acids. Lineage: Eukaryota; Metazoa; Nematoda; Chromadorea; Rhabditida; Onchocercidae. The transcript has 5 exons. The record is from RefSeq and is a predicted model, not a curated record.